AAUACAGUGGACAAACAAGCCUAUUCCAACAUAGAAUAAUACCUGGUCUCGCACUUUUUGAUAUCUACCAGUUUUAACUUGGUGUUUUACCCCUAUUUCACCUCAUUCCGCCUUGCAAAUUUCAAAUUUUUUGCAUAUUUUUAGUCUGAAGUCAUUUGAGAUUACAACGAAUUCGUCACUACUGACUCUUUCUUUAAUUUAUUCCCCCCUUCCAUAGAGCUCCGCUCUCUAAAUAUCUAUAUGGUUGCCCAUUCUACAUGAGACGAGCAGUUUCCCGUAUUAUUCCCUCCCGACAACAAAGAAAUCAAAAGUUGGGUGCACAGCCACAACGGUCCCCCCUUGACCUGGCACUAACUAGUACCAAUGCCCCGUCGAAUGGAAAUCCCAACUUUAAGAUAGAUUUCAACUCCGUGGCAGACUUUUAUAUUACACUUGACGAUCCGCACAAGCUGUGGCUUCCCGGAGAUGAAGUUUCUGGACAAAUCAUCCUUAUAUCAAGGAAAAAUCUUGUUGAUAUAUCAAUAACUUUAUCACUUGGUGGUUGUGUUAAGAUAAAUGCUUCCUCCCAUUCAAAAAUGCGCCCAAUAAAGCACACUUUAUUCAACCAUACUAUCAAAAUUUAUGGCGAAGAACAAACUGAUGAUGAUUAUGGAGAUCCUGAACAUGGGAAUGCAAGUUCUAAUGAGUUUCAAAAUGGUCUCUACAAGGGAGAACAUCGAUUCCCUUUUAUAGUAAAACUUCCAAACAAACGUGUAUUCACAAGUAUUGAGUUUGGUAAGGGAUCGAUUGUUUAUCUGCUUAAGGCAUCUCUUGGAAGUAUACAAACUCCUUCAUCAAGAAGUGAUAGUCCUUCGAGUACCGGAACAAAUAACUCCUCUCCACAAGACUCUACACAUGUAGUAGGUGGAAUCAAUUUCAUAGCCAAGGCCAAACUGUUGAAGAAUUUACACAACCCAACUUACACUUCUGAAAAACUUAUAAAUUUGAUAAAUCCUAUUGACGUGGCAAAGUUACCCCCGGCAAAGGCGAAACAACUCAUAAUAAAAAACCCCAAGUACAACCGAAAGUUAUCUAGAACUCUAUCUUCGACUUCUACAGUGAAUACUUUCAGCACAAUGUCAUCAAACAACUCUGAAGGAGCAGCUGGUACUGAUUCUACAACAUUUCCAUUGACAGAAAAUACAGCGGUUCAAAGUGGCGGUACUAAUCUACCGCCAGUGACUCCAAUUUCCGAGCAUUCAGCAACGACAGCAACGACAGGUGGCCAACAAUACAAACGGGAGAAUAUUAGAGUAAGUCUUGAGAUUCCGGAAAGAGGCUAUCUACGAGGUGAACUCAUUCCAAUCAAGAUCAACAUUUCUCAUUUGAAGAUGAUUCAAGACUCGAAUGGAAUCAUUAUAACAUUCGUUAGAGUUUGCCGAUUAGAUAAUGGCCCUGAUAGUUUGUUUGAAUCUUUUCGGAAGGACCUUCAACAACUGAUCAUCCCAUUAUAUGUGGAUCCAACAACAUUCCAGUCUGAAAUUAAUACCAGUGUUCGAGUGCCAGCAGAUGCUUUUCCGACAAUUUCUGGAUGUCCCUUAGUGUCAUUUCAAUAUUUCAUUGAGGUACUUGUUAAUUUGAGUGGGAAAUCACUUCCGAUUGAUGGUGUUGAACAAAGCAAAAGUAAUAAUGCCACAACACCUGAUACUACUAGUGGUUCGUUCAACUUUAACUUCGGCAAUAAGGCUCCAUAUAAUCAGAAGGAGCUUUCAACCUUUAUCAAUACUGAUAAAUAUAAGCGGAUGAAGAAAUUUCUUCAAAUAACUACUGAAGUCAUUAUUGGUACCCAUAGACUGAAGGAAAAGAAACCUGCUGCCUUAUUACAAGAUGAGACUAAUUCAGUAUCUCCUAUUAGUAGAAGAUCUUCACUUGUAUCAUCCAAUAUUUCACAAGUAGCCGACGUAGUACCAUUGGAAGUACCUAAGACGUUGUCGCCUUCUAGUCAUUUAUCAACGGGAGAAGGUUCAGCAAAUGCAGCACCUGCUUCGAUAUCUGCUCCUAUGGCGACAGUAAAUAUUGGCACUCCUCCAUAUGCGGAUGCGCCUGAUUAUCAUGAAUUUUCUCCAAGUGGAAGUGAAAGUCUUCUUCCAGUUCCAAACCAGAGUAGGCUUUCCGAGAAAGAUCAAAUGCGUUUAAGAGAAGCUAGUUUGAUGCCCUCUGCACCACCUUUGGACGAUAUUGAAGAAGACAUUGGUGGUGUUAGUCCUGUGGAUCGGAAUGAUGAUAUUUUACAACAUGUAUCAGAAGAAGGUGAGCAAGGAGAAGACAGUUAUAGUGUACAUAAUGUCGAACCUCAAGAAGUUUCUGAAGCCACAGGUGGCCAAGAAUAUUCUUUCUUCACUUAUGAUAACCUUGAGCAUAAUAAUGUUUCUAACAUAGAACAAGAUCAAUACAGCGAGAUUGACUUUGUGCCACACUACGAUUCCGUUAAUAACGACACAUUGCUAACAACUGAACCACAUACAAACGGCGAAGGCAUGGAUUCUUCGAAUACCAGUAUUACCACACAUAAUAUUCCUUCCAAUCAGGAAACAUUGAAUGGAGUAGGAAAUGUCAGUGCCGCCUCCUUACAGAGAUGACGAUAUCAUAGUUUAUUAGCAAAAAUCUGUAAUAUACGAUUAAAUAUUUAUUAUUAUACCUUAAUAGAUAGU
This is a messenger RNA of [Candida] anglica, 2690 nucleotides long. Lineage: Eukaryota; Fungi; Ascomycota; Pichiomycetes; Serinales; Debaryomycetaceae. The record is from the annotation of a GenBank genome assembly.